Psilocybe cubensis is the source of this 912-nucleotide messenger RNA. RefSeq lists its product as uncharacterized. The record is from RefSeq and is a predicted model, not a curated record. Bases 1 to 912 code for a protein of 303 amino acids. Lineage: Eukaryota; Fungi; Basidiomycota; Agaricomycetes; Agaricales; Agrocybaceae. The transcript has 3 exons.
AUGGCUCUUUCCUCUAAAGAAAAUUCCUUUUUCAGCAACGUGGGCGCUGUAGCCAGUGUGUUCAUUCUAGCUGGUCUCGUCGCUACCUCCAUUGUCCUAUGGAUAAUCUUCGCUAUGAGGAGAAGGCGCCGAACACGGCGCCUUGAGCACGACACCGCAGUCUCAGCAAGUCUUGCUGCAGCAGGGUUAUAUCGCACGCCUUUGGAUGAAGAUGACGACGAACGCGGCAACGACACUGCUGUGGGCCUUUACAACUCUGGGCAUGGACUCACUGAAAAUCCUCUUCACGUCGGUUCCAUAAGCAGCCUCCCUUCAGUACCUCGGACUUCCACUAUACAUCAUGAUACCACCUCUGGCGAAACGGACGAGUUUGCACUAAAUCCAUUUGAAGAGAUAGAUUUUAUUGUUCCUUCUCGAGCUAGAGAUGGAUAUGUCACUGGAAAUGGACUGGAAUUUGCUGGGACCGAGGCUAAUAUGCAUUCUCAGGAAAGCAAUAUCACUAGCAAUACCGAACCUUUGUUGACGGCGUAUCGUCGAACAUCGUUGCUAAACCCAGCGCCACCAAACAUUCCUUUGGUCUCUACUGACUCGGGCAUCGUGGGAGAUGAUUUCUCUCUUUCGCCAAGUUCAAGUAUAAAUCCAAUUCGAUACCCAUCGUUGUGCUCGUCUUCUCAAGGACAUGGUUCGACCCAUCGAAACAAAAGCCAUGACAUUUCAGACGAGCGUCUAAUAGAGCUUAAUACCCCUUCUGAUACCUCUGUGUACUCAAACAACGGUUCCCUUUUGGACGAUAGAUUAGACCCCGGAUUGCGCCAACGCUUGCAGCGUACGACCUCUGACAAGUCAGAAUUGAGAGAUGAGGAAGAUUAUUCUCGACCUAUCUUUGGUGUAUGUGUACAAUUAUCCAUUUAA